AUAGGUCCGUAGAGCAGAGCCAAAUCUAUGGGCUACGAGAGCUGACUUUUCAAUCUACACUGCAUAACGUACAACAUAUCUGUAGUGCAUUUUGCAAAAACGGCUCUUGGUUUGCCAUUUUUUCACUUAGCCAAUUACUCCCGGAAGCUUUCGAAUUGACAAUUUCCUAUAAUCAAAAUUGAAAACCCAAACAACAAAAUCCUCUAUUUUUCAGUUCAGAUUUCGAGAAAAUCUUGCAAAAAAAGAUGGCGACAACAAUGAGAAUUGUUUUUGGGCUUCUUACACUUGUCACCUGUGGAAUGAUUCUCGGAGCUCUGAUUCAAUUAGCAUUUAUUCAUAGGAUGGAGGACUCACUUGACAGAGAAUUGUCUUUUGGUGCAAAGCAUGCAAGUCUAGCUGGCAGCAAUUUUCCAUUAACAAGAGGAAUCUCUAAUUGGGAUUAUGACAAAGAAGCCAUAGCACUACGUAUAGGAUAUGUGAAGCCUGAAAUAAUUAGCUGGAAACCAAGAAUUGUAUUAUUUCACAACUUCUUAAGUGCGGAGGAAUGUGAUUAUCUUAGAUCGAUUGCCAUUCCCCGCCUUCAUGUUUCCACUGUUGUAGAUGCAAAAACUGGGAAGGGAAUUAAGAGUGAUGUCAGAACAAGUUCUGGUAUGUUUUUGAGCCCUGAUGAGAGGAAGUAUCCCAUGAUACAGGCAAUUGAAAAACGAAUUUCUGUAUAUUCUCAAAUACCAGUAGAAAAUGGAGAACUCAUUCAAGUGUUAAGGUAUGAAAAGAAUCAGUUCUAUAGAGCCCAUCAUGACUAUUUUUCUGAUACUUUUAAUGUGAAGCGUGGAGGUCAACGAAUAGCUACAAUGCUCAUGUAUCUGAGCGACAAUGUUGAGGGGGGAGAAACAUACUUUCCUAUGGCUGGCACUGGUGAAUGUAGCUGUGGCGGCAAAAUGAUCAAAGGAUUAUGUGUAAAACCCACGAAAGGAGAUGCUGUUCUUUUUUGGAGUAUGGGGCUUGAUGGGCAAUCAGACCCUGAUAGUCUACAUGGAGGAUGUGAAGUACUCUCAGGAGAGAAAUGGUCAGCUACUAAAUGGAUGAGGCAAAGAAGUGCAUCAUAAAUUGCUCAUAUAUCUUAUUUUUUUGUUUUAUACUGUAUCUUGAUAGGAAAAAAGAGAAAGGGGAGUUAUAUGACAUUUGUAAAAUUAGCAACACAUGAACUGGAAAAAAUGUAGCCAUAUAUAGAGUUUACUCAUUGAACUAAACUUUAGCCAUCCUAAUAUAAGUGACUUAACUCUUCAUUUGGCAACACAGCAAAGAGGAGGGAAAGGAAAAUUUUAAAAAACUUU
Solanum dulcamara is the source of this 1334-nucleotide messenger RNA. Its product is annotated as prolyl 4-hydroxylase 1. The coding region runs from base 246 to 1106 and encodes 286 amino acids. Gene Ontology annotation, molecular function: procollagen-proline 4-dioxygenase activity; iron ion binding; L-ascorbic acid binding. The transcript is spliced from 12 exons. NCBI's taxonomy places the organism in Eukaryota, Viridiplantae, Streptophyta, Magnoliopsida, Solanales, Solanaceae. Gene Ontology annotation, biological process: peptidyl-proline hydroxylation to 4-hydroxy-L-proline. Gene Ontology annotation, cellular component: endoplasmic reticulum. The record is from RefSeq and is a predicted model, not a curated record.